AUGCCCAUUAAACCAAAAGACUCCCGCAUGGUCGGGUUCAGCAGAGUGAAGGCCCGUCCACAGCGACUGCCAAAGCUCAAACCGAUCCCAGUGGGACAGGAGCUUGCGAGCGACGAAGCCUCUGGCACGCGCAUCUACUACAAUCCACCGGCAUCUUCACCGAAUGCGCUCAUCACACCGACUGUAUUUCUGCCGAAGGAGUUGAGACACCUAGCGAAAACACCCGUCGCGAUAUCACAGGGCACACUGCCACCGAGACUGACACCCGUCAAGCCACAAGCUCGGCUGAGUCCCGAACAGAUUGAAGAAGUGCGUACACGUAGAAGUGAGGGUGCUGGGAUCAAUGCUCUUGCGAGAGAAUUUGGCGUGUCGACGCUGUUCAUCAGUCUGGUCGCACCACUCAAAAAGGAGGCCAGAGCAGCGGCUGCAAAGCAAGAAGAAGCCAUCAAGGCGACCUGGAGUGAACGAAAGCGCAUGUACCGCGAAAUCAGGCAAACCAGGCGAAGCGAUUGGGGCUACACCGCGUAG
This is a messenger RNA of Protomyces lactucae-debilis, 528 nucleotides long. Its product is annotated as mitochondrial ribosomal protein subunit L20-domain-containing protein. The coding region runs from base 1 to 528 and encodes 175 amino acids. The transcript has a single exon. NCBI's taxonomy places the organism in Eukaryota, Fungi, Ascomycota, Taphrinomycetes, Taphrinales, Protomycetaceae. Gene Ontology annotation, cellular component: mitochondrial large ribosomal subunit. The record is from RefSeq and is a predicted model, not a curated record. Gene Ontology annotation, molecular function: structural constituent of ribosome.